Nerophis lumbriciformis (worm pipefish) is the source of this 2850-nucleotide messenger RNA. The record is from RefSeq and is a predicted model, not a curated record. NCBI's taxonomy places the organism in Eukaryota, Metazoa, Chordata, Actinopteri, Syngnathiformes, Syngnathidae.
AUGAACCGGACUAGUAGCGCCCUGCUCGGCCUCCCCCCUCCUUCCUCUCCUCCUCCUCCCCCUCCUCCUCAUCCUACUUCGUCUUUCUCAAGUCACUUCAGCACCAUGAGGUUCUCCUAUCACCUCAGCAACAGCGCUGCUAGCAGGACAGGUUCCCCGUCCUCUUUGAGUCCUAGCUUGCUGGCAAAGGGUCUCUCUCUUGAGACUUCUUGUGGCCCUCAGCAGUCCACCUCCUCCUCCUCAACUCCCGCCUUGAUCCAGGAGGAGGAGGUCAAUGACACCGGACCGCCGCAAUUUAGUAAGAGUCGGCCUCCUUUGCUUGGACCGAAGCCUCAAGUUCCACCCAAGCCAUCCCACUUGCAGCAUCAGGCAGGGGCGUUGAGGACCCGACCACGUGCACCAGACAAGCCACUGCCACCUCCGCCACCCUGCAAGCCCCCCCGCAGCGAGGACCAUGCUUCGCCCACCUGUGUUCUGUCACUUAUCGAGAAGUUUGAGCGCGAGCAGAUCAUUAUGGUUCCUGACAUCACCGGGGUAGCUAUGUGUCCCCGCCUCCUCGACACCCCCUUAUCGCAACCUUCAUCACCACCGUCAUCAUUGUCGGUCCCCGCCCUCCUUGAGCAGGAGGGUCUUCCCGAGCUGAAAAGUCAUGAUGAUGUUCAGCAGGAAAGUGAGGGGACGGAGGAACAGGUGUCUCUGGAGAUGAGCGAAUAGCAAUCGGUUCUGCCGCCAGAGCAAUCGGAUAUGCCACCCGAACAAUUGGAUCUGCCACCCGAGCGUUUGUCCCUCCCCUCCUCACAGACUGAUGGCAAGCUGGCCAAUCGCGACAGCGGCAUUGACAGCAUUAGCUCGCCGUCACACAGCGAGGAACUCUGCUUUGUUGGCGUGGACGACGGUGGUAGCGGCAUUUACUCUUGCGGCCUCCCUCGGCUCUCCAGCUCCUCUUCAUACGCCGGCGAGGGAGAGGAGGGUGAGGUGAGGUGCAUGGCCAGGAGGAGGGACUUCUCGGAGGAUGUAGACAGUGACCUAGAGGAGGAGGAGGAGACCGAGCUUACCUUGGUUCUUCCAGCCCCCAGACAAGACUUGACUGAGUUGUCCGUUCAACAGAGGGUGUUCAAUAUUGCCAAUGAGCUUAUUCACACUGAGAUCUCCUACGUGUCCAAACUCCAUCUCCUGGAUCAGGUCUUCUGCGCUCGACUCUUGGAGGAAGCACGCUCCCGCUCUUCUUUUCCAUGUGACGUAAUUCAUGGAAUCUUCUCCAACAUCUGCUCCAUCCACUGCUUUCACCAGCAGUUUCUACUUCCGGCUCUGCAGAAACGCAUGGAGGAGUGGGACUCAAACCCACGAAUUGGAGACAUCUUGCAGAAGCUGGCACCCUUCCUGAAGAUGUAUGGAGAGUACGUUAAGAACUUUGACCAUGCCAUGGAGCUCGUAAACACGUGGAUGGAGAGAUCGGCUGUGUUCAAAUGCAUUAUACAUGACAUCCAGAAGGAUGAGCGCUGCGCCAACCUGACGCUCCAACAUCACAUGUUGGAGCCGGUCCAAAGGAUUCCUCGAUAUGAACUCCUGCUUAAAGAUUAUCUGCACCGCCUGCCAGUUGACGCACUGGACUACAAGGAUGCACAGAAGUCUCUAGAGCUCAUCGCCACAGCAGCAGAACAUUCCAACGCUGCUAUUAGGAAAAUGGAGCGAAUGCGGAAGUUGCUGAAGGUCUAUGAACUCCUGGGUGGCGAAGAAGACAUUGUAAACCCGACCAAUGAGCUCAUCAAAGAAGGACACAUACUAAAACUAUCCAACAAGAACGGCACAACGCAGGAUCGUUACCUCAUUCUGUUCAACGACAGGCUGCUCUACUGCGUUCCCAAACUGCGUCUGAUUGGUCAGAAGUAUGGUGUCCGUGCUCGAAUCGAUGUGGAUGGCAUGGAGCUGAAGGAAACAAGCAGCGUAGCAGUUCCUAGGACCUUCCUGGUGUCAGGCAAACAGCGGUCACUUGAGCUGCAGGCCAGGACAGAAGAUGAGAAGAAAGACUGGAUCCAGGCCAUCCAGGCCACAAUCCAGAGACACGAGCACACCAUGGAGACAUUCCGUCACCUGACUUGUUCCCUCCGAGAUGAUGAGUCCACACCCCCCCACUCUCCGAGUUGUGCCGAGCUGGGCAAGCGUGCGCCAACGCCCAUUCGCGAGAAGGAAGUGACGCUGUGCAUGAAGUGCCAGGAAGCGUUCAAUGCCCUCACCAGGAGACGCCACCACUGCAAGGCCUGCGGUCACGUGGUUUGUGGGAAAUGCUCAGAGUUCCGUGCCCGCCUCUCGUAUGACAACAACCGCACCAAUCGCGUGUGCAUGGACUGCUAUGCCAUGCUGGUGGGUGUAUCCCCGCCGCCCUCCGUGGUGGCUGCAAACAACCAAAGGAGGCGCUCCAUCCUGGAGAAACAAGCCUCACUGGCAGCUGAGAACAGCGUCAUGUGCAGCUUCCUGCACCACAUGGAAAAAGGAGGCAGCCGGGGAUGGCAGAAGGCAUGGUUUAUCAUCCCUGAAAACGAACCCUUGGUGCUCUACAUCUAUGGUGCUCCUCAGGACGUGAAGGCGCAGCGUAGUGUUCCUCUGAUUGGUUUCGAAGUUUCACUCCCAGAGUCAUGUGACCGCCUGGAGCGUCGGCACACCUUUAAGAUUUCCCAGAGUCAUCUGACGCUCUACUUCAGUGCUGAAGGCGAGGACCUACAGCGCCGAUGGAUGGAUGUCUUGUCCAGGGCUGGCAAAGGGGAGGAGCCUGGGCUUCACCUGCCAAUCGUGGAAAGUGUGGAGGAAGAAGAGGAGGAGGAGCUGGAUGGGGCAGAGGGCGACAACACGUGA